Meloidogyne enterolobii is the source of this 570-nucleotide messenger RNA. NCBI's taxonomy places the organism in Eukaryota, Metazoa, Nematoda, Chromadorea, Rhabditida, Meloidogynidae. The record is from the annotation of a GenBank genome assembly.
AUGAAUUGGAAAUUUAUUUUAAUUUAUUUAAUUUUCUAUUUAAAUAUUUCCAUUUCUGUACAUAUCCCAACAAUUCUUGAUCAUUUGUCUUCUACAAAUGCUAAAGAAUUUAUUCAAAAAAUGGAAAUUGAAUUUAAAAAUCCAUUAAACGUCCCAAUUGUUUUUCGAUUCCGAAUUGCUCUUUUCUUAUGUAUUUGGAAAAAAUCUAGUACUGUAAAAUUCAGUCUCUUGCGUCAUAUAGUGACUAAUGCGCGAACGGCAUUAAUUGACAAAGAGGACAAAGGGGAUCUUUCAGGAAAAAUUCUGAACAAUAUUAACCUUUAUACGAAUUAUAAAAAAUUAAAUGCUAAAAGUCAGCAAGUAAAUGAAUUAACAGAAUUUAGAUUGCUAAAAAUUAUUGAAGGGUUAUUGAGCCAGUUGGUCCCAAUUGACGAGGAAAAUGAGUUGCCCUGGGAGCAAUCAAAAGAUAAGGCUUUACAUUUGAUGAGAAUAAUUAAAGAUUUGGAAUAUGGUAAAUAUGGUGAAAGAAAAUUUAAAACUACGGUUACAAAAAAAUUGCGGGAAUUUUAG